Messenger RNA from Anastrepha obliqua, 795 nucleotides. RefSeq lists its product as uncharacterized. The record is from RefSeq and is a predicted model, not a curated record. The transcript has 3 exons. Bases 1 to 657 code for a protein of 218 amino acids. NCBI's taxonomy places the organism in Eukaryota, Metazoa, Arthropoda, Insecta, Diptera, Tephritidae.
AUGCGAGUAUUUUUGCAACAAGAUGAAACUGCGAAUGUGUUAGACAUUGGAAAUAAUAAAGUCGCAGUGGACACCUCGACCGGGUUCAUCACGUUACCCCCGGAUUUCCGUCAAAUCACAGACUCAAAAGAAGAGCUUAUUCAGAGUGUUUUUCCAGAUAUAGCGCAAAAGUUCAAUAACCAUAAUUGGCUGGGUAAACGAGCAAUAUUGGCAGCGCAAAAUAAAGAUGUCGAGGAUCUCAAUGCGACCAUUCAGAAUUUUCUUCCAGGACAAAAUGAGCAAUUGCAACGUGUUUCGGAACUUCAUCGUAGUUACGACGCAUUACAAUACCCAAUAUUGCAUUGGAAAGGUGACGAUGGCUACCAUAUCAAUAUACCAAUGAUUGAUCCACGAACAGGUCUACAUAUACAGAAAAAAGUUAGUGCCAUGAAUUUUUAUUCUUAUCGAUUGAUGGUUCGUCCACAAGAACAAAAUUAUAUCUUGAGAUGUCGUAAACUAUAUCAUCAGUACAUCGUUGAUAUGUAUGCCAAAAUAGAAACAGAACGUCUUAAUUUUAUUCGUUUCAACCAAGCAAAAUUAAGAUCUGAACAAUAUAUUCAUUUGCAAGAUGCGAUAGCGAAUGAUGAUAAUAUAAUAUUAAAGACAUCGGAUGUUUAACUAUAUUGCCAUCUUCGUAUAUUGGUAGCCCACGGAAUAUGAACGAAUAUGCACAAGACGCAUUGUGUUAUGUACGAAAAUACGGUCGACCGGAUCUGUUCAUUACAUUUACAUGUAAUCCGCAGUGGGAUGACAUCA